Molecule: messenger RNA, 633 nt
Organism: Melanotaenia boesemani (Boeseman's rainbowfish)
Lineage: Eukaryota; Metazoa; Chordata; Actinopteri; Atheriniformes; Melanotaeniidae
Gene: pold4
Product: DNA polymerase delta 4, accessory subunit
Exons: 5
Coding region: 130-486 (118 amino acids)
Biological process (GO): DNA-templated DNA replication; DNA synthesis involved in DNA repair
Cellular component (GO): delta DNA polymerase complex
Molecular function (GO): DNA-directed DNA polymerase activity
Source: RefSeq, a predicted model, not a curated record
CUGCAUUUACAGAGGAAGAAGAAGGAGGAGGUGACGUCACCGUCAUUGUUUUGAUCCGUUGUGUCGACCGGAGAAUAUUUUCCUCUGGCAAACACAUCUAAAAGCUCUUGACUAAUCAGACUGUUUACCAUGACGGCCAAGCGAGGACUAAUAACAGAUUCCUUUAAGGUAGUGAAGAAAGAGAGACGAGGAGGGAAACGAAAGAAGAGUCCCACCCCUCCUCCACAGGAAGGUGAGGAUGUAUACCUUGGUGGGAGAGCAGCAGAAGACGUGACUGAGACGGUCCGAGACGAAGAACUACAGAAGCUCAGACAGUUUGACCUAGACUGGAGAUUUGGGCCCUGCACAGGCAUCAGCAGGCUGCAAAGGUGGGACAGAGCAAAGCUUCAUGGCUUGAACCCACCUGAGGAGAUCAGAGACCUGCUGCUGCAAACACAAGAUGAGCCUGAGUACGACCUGAACCUCUGGAGUGAAUAUCCUUUCUGAGACACAGAGGAAGACGUGAGGGUCCAGUCACAGAUGAAGUCACUUCAGUAAAUUUAUCAUUUAUGUUUUAUAGCCAUAUUCUAAUCACCAUUUUUGUAUUCUACAUAAAGAUUUUAUUUUCAUUUUUAAUAAACAAAUUCUUCUGAA